AAUUCUUUGGGAAUGGUUGGUUUUUAAGGGUCCAUAGUUAAAAAUAUCAUAAUUAAAAAGAGCUUUCUUGUAGCACAGAGUUAAUAAGGAGGGAGCAUCUAAAAAACCUCUUUUUUCCCCUCUUAAAAUGCUGCCUUCCCACUUCCUGCCUCACUGCAGUCUUUUGUACCUAAGAUCUUUUGCGGGUGUUUACUAGGCACUUCCAGCAGAAGGAGGGUUAAGUAUAUGAGAAGGGGGUGGAGAGGGAAUCCCAGCUUGGAACUUGAGACUUUCCAGCUGAGAAAGAUUCAGAGAUGCAGACGUAAUCAUACAGCACUGCAAUCAACUCCUGUGUCAAAAGAAGUCAGGAAAAGCACAUAAAUAACUCCACAGCCACAUUUAAUGUAGUGCAGGACAUAUUUCAAUAAUGCCACCACUUCCUCCAGGGCAAAUUUGUUCUUCCACUGGAAAAAAGGGUUUCCUUCAUGAAUGAGAGAUCUGCGAGUGACCUGUGCUCUCAGCCCACAGUAGUUCAAGUUUUACUGCAGCUCAUCCAAGGGAAAUCCUAGCAAGCAUGUGAGACACAUCAGGCCAGUGCUGGGAUUGCUGCUUCUGGGGCAAGAAAUCCCCAGGGGAGACGCUGCUUAAAAGGCAGGAUUAUUGAUUCAACAUGCCGAUUCUGUCCUUUGUGAACUCACGUCCUGAACAUCUGCACCAGGUGCCUCGCAGGAGGUGAGGAGCUGGGACUGAAGAGGGAGCACAGCCUAAUGCCAAGGCCUUCCUAGACAAUGCUGCUGCCUGCUGGAGUGUGAAUUUGGUCAAGUAACGAUUACGGAGGAACUGCACAGGGCCAGACGGCAGCUCUUAAUUUCCCGACUUUUUAAUUUUUCAGCCCUCGCGAAGGAGAAUGCAGCCUUCCCCUCCGGCCAACGUAUAAUGAGAUCCAGUGCCCAGUAAGCAGUUUCGAGUGGCACAGGACCAGCACAAGUGCAGGAGAAUCUGCCCAGGACAAUUGGGAAUGGCCUCUCCAGCCUUUGGGAUUUGCCACACCAGGGAGAUCCCUAUGUCCAGAGCUCGUGAGGAGCCCAAAUAGGACAGAGGAGUCCUCAGGUGCCAGCCAAGAAAUUCAUAUUUCAUGGGAGGUGAAAGUGAGUCCCAGCAGUAGCUGAGCAGCAGAGGGUGCCAAGGUGUGAAACGAUGCAGCAGAGCCCUACCAGCACUUGGGACCGCACGCCAUGGGGAGCCGUUGCGCCUCUCACCGCCCCGCUGCCCACCAGAGGAGAACCAUGCCCAUGACGGAGGGACAGCAGCUCACAGCGGGACAGGAAAACGGGGCUUUCUAGCCUUUCCCCCCACCUCGGUAUCAUGACUGGAGAGACCCAGCAUGUUUACACCAUCAGCGAUACUGAGGCCGGCCCCAAAGACCCCGACAAGGACUUUGGCUUUGAAGGCUGCAGGGGGAAGGAUGGGAAGGUGCUUGGUGGGGAGAGCACGUCCUCCUUCCCCAGCCCCAAGGACAAGGAGCCCCACAGCCAACGGGAAGCCGUGAUCCGGCCGCAGCAAGCGGGAAAGAUCGACUUCAAAUCCCUUCACUGCAAACCCAAGUUUGGCAACAAUGAUACCUGGGGAGAAGUCAAGGGCGGCCCUCAGUCCCCACCAGGGAAGGGUCGAGCCCGUGAGCGCACCCGGCGCUCGGGGAAGGGCGAACGGGGCCACCAUCAGCUUUACCGGCUCAGCAUUGCCGGCACCCGGCCAAACCCCACCAUUGGCAUUGCCUACCCCCAGCAGAAGGUGAUCCCCCCAAAGAAGCCAGAGGCAAAUCAUGGCGCCGUGCCUGGCAGCUAUCACUUCCAUGUGCCCAGCAUCCCCCAGCAUGAAACCGAGCUCCGGCAAGAAGACCUCAGCUUUGGCCACUGCUUCCCUGAUGCUGCUGCCGGCCGAACAUCCGCCAACUAUACCUCACAGCCCGCUCCACGCCACAGCCCCAAGGGGCAGCCUCCUGCCGCCGGCAUCCCCCUCAAGAGCCCCGGCACCAAUGGGCAGCUACAUUACUUAGAGUUUCAGGCAAACGGAGCCAACUCCUGGCCUUCCCCAGAGAAGAGUUUUGCCAGCGCUGGCUACGGGAUCUCAGUGCAGAAGCCCAACACCUUCCCCGAGGGUGGCAAAGCCAGCGCCCAUGGUCUGGGGACUUUGCCAUGCCAAUACUCCUUCCAGCUGCUGCACGACUCGGGGAAGGAGCCGUACCGCAGCGAUGUGGGGAGCCAGGAGUACCUGGACACGGGGCUUGCCACUGGCCAGCUGGCUCAUGGCGCCUUCGCCUUCCACUCGUCCUCCAGCGAGUGGCAAGAGGAGGCACUGAGCGGCAACUCCUAUGACAGCGUGUCCCCCGAGGGCAGGCUCUACAGCUUGCCUCCACCACCGUCGCCGUUCCUGCAUCCGCCACUGGCCCCACACCACAGCCCACUGCAGUGCUGCAAGGGCAGGAGCGAGCAUCCCACCGACCCCAAUGGUGCUCUCUUGUCAUCUGGUGCUAUCGACCAAAACGCAAGCACUUUCCAAGAAAACCAAACUGUUUUUCCGUCUAGUUUACACUCACCUAGUAUGCCAAAGCCAGUCGGUAAGAGGCAAGCCUCAGCGAAAGACAGUGUCCCUAGCCCGCGGCUGCUGGUCCAGAGCAGCCCUCUGAGAAGGAGCAUGCCACCAAACCCUCUCUCCCAAGUGCACUUUCAGAGCAAAGCCUAUUGCAAUUCCCCCACGGGCAGUGCCAGCGCAGGAUCUGUGCCUUUUGAGACAAGCAUUCCCACUACAGCACCCACCCACCCCAGGCUUGUGCAAGCUUGGGAAGGUGCCACUAAGGCGUUUUCUCCCAUGGACCAGAAUUCAGCACCUUAUUCAAACCUUGUUGGAAACCAGUUCUCAUUCGAGUGCCAGUCUGGCCCCGAGCAGAGGCAGCACAGGCAGAAAAAUGCCAGGAUGCCUUGGCAGCAAAUACACCUCACUUCUGCAAUGCCCGGUCAAAACAGGCUGGAGUUGUCGAGACAGAUCACCAGCCAGAAGCUCCCCUUUCCCCUGGGCACAUCGGAGUGGGAGGGGAGUGGGAAAGCCCAGAAAGGCCCCACUGCAGGUAACCCUCCAGGGUAUCACAGCAAAAAGCUCCUGUCAGGAGAGAGUCUUGGGGUCCAGAGGGGGGACCUCAACUCGACAGGCGCUUUCUCUUUCGAAAAUGGGAAGGAGCCAGGGUCUCCCGCCUGUGAAACGAGGAGCAAAGCCCUCUUCUACAGCACGGGUCAAGCAGGUCCUCCUCCUCCCUCCAGGAGCUCAUCAGGCUCAGCACUGGUCCUGCAGCCAUCAGCCUUGGUAGCUGCCUCUCCUUGCGAGUCCCCACUGCCGUCCCCUGUCCCCAACCCCACCUGCAGCAGCACCUGCUCGUCGCUCUCCCCCAUGUCCAGCAGCCCACUCAACCCCAGUUUCGAAGACAGCCAAAUGUCUGGAGCACUGACACCCUCCCCCUUCUUCCAGCACCACUGCCGUCCCAAGGACGGCAACAAAACCUUCCACCUCUCCGAUGUCCUGAGCUCCAACUCACUUCAUUACCAUCCUCCAGACUCCAUCAAGUCCUUUCACGUCCCUUCUGAUGCCCUGAAAGAUGACAAUCUUCUGAAAUGCACCCCCGUGAGCCCCUUCCACAAACCCCGCAUGGGAGUGGCCAAAGGAUGCUCAGAUGGGCUGGAUGGGGAGCAGCCCCCACCACCGUACUCCUCCCAUCACUUGCUGGCCAGUUCACUCAGCAGCGCCAGCCUGGACCAGCUGGAUGUGCUCCUGACCUGCAAGCAGUGCGACCAGAACUACAGCAACCUCUCCUCCUUCCUGCAGCACCGCCAGUUCUGCACCUCCCAUCCCGCUCCCCAGGGAGAGGGCAAGGAUGCUCCUCGGGCAGCCGAGGGGCGGAAAGCACUCCCCUUGGAGGCCCCCAAGCCCCCCAGCCUGGGGCUCUCUCUGGACACCCAAGCACAUCUGUUGGCAUUAAACAAGAGUGAUGACUUCUUGCUGGAUGGUGAAAGCAAAAGUGAGGGCAAGGAAGAUGCUCUGAAGGGUGGCCUAUUCAACGGCCUCGCCGCUAGCUCCCUGCCACUCACUGCCUCGGACCUGGACAUCGAUGACGCCAAGCUGGACAGCCUGAUCACCGAAGCCCUCAAUGGCCUGGGGUACCAGUCAGACAACCCAGAGAUCGACAGCAGCUUCAUAGAUGUGUUUGCCGACGAGGAGCUGACGGGCAUGAAGGUGGCUGGCAGUGGGAUGUCCCACAAGGCAAAGGAAGCCCUGGCCUCAGAAAGCAAAUCAAAGCAGGCAGCGGUGGAGGAGAAGGCAGUGGGCCAGCCCAAAGCCAGCUGUUUUUACAAGGACAGCCACGCAGAUGGGGAGCAGGUGAAGACAGGGGAAGAGAAGCAGCACCUUCACAAAGGGAGGGCGGCACGGAGGCUGGCAGCCCAGGAGCCAGAUCCUGCGGUCGUGGGAGCAGAGAGUACAGCCAGGCUGCAGGUGGGCAGGAAGAACAACAUCCCACCAGGCACCACCUCCUCCAAGACCACCUCCAGCCAAAAGCAUCCCAGGAAGCUCAGCCAGGAGUCUUUGAAGAAGAGCGAGGUGGGGCCGGCCAUUGCCACCAAGAGCUCCAAACCACCUCGGCUGUCCAUGAAGGAGAUGAAGAAGCGGAAGCCCCGCAGUGGGACGUGGAGCAAGGAGCUCAUUCACAAGAUUGUGCAGCAGAAGAACAAGCUGCACAAACUGCAGGUGAAAAGCAGCAAGCAGGCAGAGUUCCCCCAGGCCACUGAGAGGCUGAUGCCAGCUACCAAGGAGGGCAGGUUUCGGGAGUACGACUACAUCUCCGACUCAGAUGAUGAUGGGGCAGAGUGUAGCAAGCUCCGGGGACGGAAGAAGCGAGGCACGGGAUUCGUUGGGAGGACCAAGUACAGCUUUAGCAAGAGACGCCCUGGAAGAAGUGGGAGACCCAAAGAGAAAGAUCCAGCCUGGAGCUACAGCCAGAGAAAGGACAGUCAGAAAAAGGAGACACAGGAGCACAGGGGUGUCCUGAGCCAGGAGGAUGGCAAGAAACUGGAUUGUGCCACCAGAGUCCGAAGGCGGAGCAGGCAGUCAUCUACUGGCAGCAACCACAGCGAUAGUGUGCCCAAUGAAGCGGGCACCAGCCCACCCCGCGCUGAUGGUGCUGGCUCGGGCAGCGAGAAAGGUGGCACGCAGAGGAGGAGGCGUGCAGGCAGCCCAGCAUGUGUGCAAAGGACUCCACUCAGACUUCUGGAGGACAGGAGCCCAAAGAGCCAGAAGAGCAAAGAGGACCUUCCCAGGGGGAGCAGGCGGUUUGGCUCAGCUCAGCCUUUGGCGGCAGACUCCAGGACCAAUCCGAGUAUGGAAUUAGGUGUUGCUGUGAUGGACUGUGCAAAUGAGGAGCCGUUACCGCAGCCCCAGGAAAGUCAGCUGCCCAGCACGGCCACAUCGGGCAGGAGCCCUGUCGGGCACUCCUGUAAGAAGGAAGCAGAGGAGCCCAAAGGACUAGCAAAGCACACAAGUGAAGCAGGAGAACCUACCGUGGAGGCUCAGGACUCACCCAAAUCGUCCAUGGUCCACCAGAAACAACACUUUGUCUCUUUCACAAGUGAUGGGCCUAAGUACCAUGUAGAAGAGCUAAUUACUCCAUCCCACGGCAGUAACGAAGCUAGUCCUGCCUACUCAGAAGCAGGCGUCAAAUACUUGAAGGCACAUGGGCUCUGUGAUGGUCAAAAGGACUACCCUGCUCCAGUUGCCCCCUACGGAGGGGGUGCAGUGGCUAUGAUGCUCACUGCCAAGGCACCCAAUCCAUAUGUCAGCAACGACAAUGAGUUCUUUGAUCCCAAAGGCCUUCCCAGUCAAUACAAUGACACCAUCUUCUCAAAGCCCCCAGCUUUGGGCUCUUCACACAUGGAUGACAUGUACUUAUGCCAGGAUAAUAUCAACACCAGUUCCUUUGAGCAGAAGCACGCCAGCAUCUCCCCCUAUGUCAUAGAAACCCCACAAGGCAAGGUCUCUUCCCCUCUCAGCUUUGAUUCCUCUUCGAUAUUUGGAGAGCUUCCUGUCACCGAGUUUGAUUCACCACUAUAUGAGAGUGUUUCUGUGAGCAAGGAUGGUUAUGUGACAACGUUUGCCUGCCCCAGCAAUGCCCCCAGCAAGUCAUUGCCAUUUGAGCAACCGUAUCCGUCAUUUAUGCCGGAGAAAGACUGGUCCCUCAUGGAGGACGUGGCUCCAAUGAUGCCAGAUGACAUGACUCAGUUCCACAGCCUUGCGGUGGAGAAGCCACUAACCAAGAAAUUCCCCAAAGAAGGACCUGUCCCCACCAGCCAACUUUCCCUGCCACUACCAGACAGGAUAACGGAUUACAAUGUGACUUUUAUGAACAACAUAUCUGAUGAUGAGCUGGAGAUCAAGCAACUAGUCACAGAGCUGGAAAGCCAACUGCAAACCAGCAAGAUGGAUAGUGGUGCAUCCAUUACCCUUCAGAAACCCGAGGAGCACGUUGCUGCCCAUCUGCAAGGAGAGGUGGCUGAGCAGUUCCCACCACUGCCUGCCGAGCAAGAGACACGUCAGGAGAAAGGACUGUUUUUGGUAGAAGAGCUGAGCAGUUCAAGCCUCUGUGUUGGAGAAAGGCAGGGGGGCGAGAAGCCAGCUGUUGUGAGCGCCCAUGGGGACUAUGAGACACCCAAGGAGCCCUGGUCUUGCCCGGUGGAGUUGGGCUCAAUGGAGGCAGGGAUGUGCACACCAGCCCCACUUGCCACAGAACAUUUCUGCUCCAAAGACAGUAGCGAGCAGCACCAGGGAGCCGUGACUGCUGAGAAAAGUGACUCUGGAAAGGUGGAAAAUAGGUCUUCCUCCAAAAGUCUAGCUGGCUCACACACACCAGAUCAAAUUGAGGCUCCCAUCUACACAGACCCUGUGACUAAAAGCCCCCCUGUUGUCACCGUAUUUCCAGAGACCCUGGAGGCAGCAGAACCAUCUAAAGAUCCCCUGCCAUGCCAGCAUCAUGCCGAGAGCUUCCCUGUGCCAGGGAAAGCAGAUGAAAGCUUUGCUGAUGCUGCAGAGCUGGAGAAGGUUGAUGCUCAUCUUCCAAACCAUAAAUCUGAGCUUGACUUUCAGCAGGGUCCUAACCCAGCCUCAAAUCUUCCCUUUUCACCUCACCUCAAAGAGGUCCCAGAUACAAAAGAAAGGCCCUUAACCAAGCCCACGUCACCCAAAACGGCAAAAAGCACCAUGGACUUCAAAGGGGAUGGUGGUGGGUCUGUGCCAGUGGAAGAAACUGAGGAGAAGAAAAGCCCCACCACCUGUCCAGCCCCUGGACCCAGUGACAAAACCAGAAAGCAAAAAGUGCUGCUAUUCGAUAUGCUGAGUGUGCCCAAGGAGAGUGAUUGCACCUCCCAACAGACGCUGGCAUCGCAGGAGGUGGCUGCCAACCCUCUGCAGCAGCUCCAGCUCUUUGUUGCCCGAACAGUGAAGAGCAAUGAAGAGGAGUUGCUGAUGCCGUGUUUCCCCAUGCUUCUUGCUCCCAACCAUCUCUCUGCCACCACCCGUGUGCAGAUGGAGCAGAAAGAGGAGAGCGGCACUGCCUUGGAAGGAGAAAAUUUGCCAUACUGCCCUGCCCAAGGGGAAGAGAACACUGCUGUUGGAGGCAACGUGGAGAACAUUACUGCCCCCGCAAAAGAAGCUGUGGUUUUCUCCAGUGGAUGCAAGCAGCUGGAGUCAUUCAGUGCAAUGAGCGCUUAUGGUGCAAACCAACCCACGUACGCAAAGCCAGAGCUGCAAAAUAAUGCAAUGGAGCUGCAGCACUUAGCAAAUGAACACGCGGAGCCGAAUGACAUUAAUAUCCGUGCAGAUGGUGUUUCCCAAGAGCACAAUGACCUCUUACCACUCAAAAACACAGCUGUGACCCCACUGCCAGGGCAAAGAAAGAAAGCUGAUCAGCUUGUGGAAGAUCAGGAGCAAGAUAAAAACAUAUUGACCUUGGCAUUUAAAAAACAUGAGCAAUCCCAUUUAAGCUGUAGUUUGCUUGAGAAAGAAACUCUGGGCAGUGCAGCAGCAGAGAGGCUGGAAAAGAAUCAGGUGGAGCAGGGGACACAACCCCUGCACAGUGCUCCCGCAAGUCCCACCAAUCCACCCGUUCCCUCUGAGGAGCUCCACCAGGAUCAUCACUUGGUGCCAGAGAUGCAAGCUGGCAGAGUCGAUGCAAAGGUUCCCAGGGAAGGAAAUGGCAAGAAGUCCCUCAAUGGCUGUCACUACACGGGGGAAUCUCCAGCCAGCAUGACCUCAACAACCAAUUUUUCUCACCCCAAAUGGUUGCAAGGCAGUGGGGUUGAGGGAGCAGAGGUCCCCGGCUUCAGCACUCAGCUCUUGGAUGAGAAGAGAAACAGCACAUCCCUGCUUAACUCAUCAAGUUCAUUUGUCAUAAAGAGGUGCCCUCCUGAGGCCAACAACUAUCACAUCCAUCACCGCACGAUGGGCCCAGUAGAGCAAGGGACAUGGAACAGGGCACCCACCUUUCCUCCCUCACUGCAUCACGGUGGGCCUCCACAAACGGAGGUAGUUGAAGACAGUCACUGUCACCUCCCCGAUGGUGUUUUGGGUAACUAUGGACCAAUUGAAAGAGAAGGAGUGGCAAAACCCUGCACUCUGCUGUGUGCUGGUGCUAUGGUGGGCUCUGCACUGGAGAUGGAUGGUCCUCAGAAGCCACACCGGAAGGACUGCUCUCUUCCCUGCUCACCAACUUUCAAACAAAAGGGUAUGGGGGAAGAGGUACCUGAAAGCACUAGUGCUGAGCUGUCAACCUCUUCUUUUAAAGAAAACCAAGCGUGCACCAUCACAGAUAUGGUCAUUCAGUCCAUUCCUCCAGAAACCCAAGAUUACCCAAACCAGUCCACAAUGGAUCUUCUGCCAGUUAGAGAAAGAGAGGUAAUCCUGAAUGAAGAGAACAAGCUUGAAAGCAUCUCUGAUGAUGGCAAUAAGAUUCAGAGUGAAACAGAGGCUUUGUCCAAUGGUUUUAUCAUUCAACAGGUGCCAGCUGCUGUCAGUAGAGGUCUUGCAAUAAUUGGAGAUCUUGGUCCCACUGAAUUAAAUGGCCAUGAGUUUUCAGAGGCAGCAGAGGUGAACCUUGGUCUUUCCAAAACCACAGAGAGUUUAAAAGGGGAGAAACCCAAAAGCCGUGGCACUGGAGAAGAUAGGAGUUGUGUGUUAAGCAGUAUGGGACAAGGAGAGGGCAACACAUGUAACAGUACUCCAAACCCUUCCCAAAAUGAACUUCACAAAGAAAAGGGGCUGAAUGGGCUCCCAGCGACCUGUGACAUCUGUUCAGCUUCUUUCCGAUCCAAGCCUGGCCUGACCAGGCACAAAGCUGUCAAACACCAGGUGAAGAAUGGUGGCAUACAUCAGCCUGGUAAGACUCCGAGGUCCACUUCAGUUCCUGCAGACAAGACAUCGAAAGCAGCCCAAAAGGUGCCCAGAAGGAGUCCGAAGACUUCAGUCAAAGAGAAAACCUGCAGCUCGCAGAUGCCAACCACCAACGUUGACCAUGUCUCCAGCAAAAUAUGCCCAGACCUGGAGAAAGAGCCCAGCACUCAGAUGCAAGACGUGGUCAGCCGAGUGCUCAGUGACCUCAGCGUUAUCUCCUUCAAGAUGUCCCAGGAGCUGCACCACACAUGUAUUCUUCAGAGGGAGAUGAAGACACAGGGGCUGCACUCAGAGACAAACGGAGCAGGUGAGGCAGCAGCUGGGAAACUGGACCUGGGACAGGAAGCCAAGAAGGGACAAAAGGGCAGAAGGAGACAAACCAAAGACGCUGGAGAGGUGAACAGUAAUUCUGAAAACAAGCUAAACAGGAAGGUGAGACGAAGGAAAGCAAAGGUAUUUCCCAGCAGAAAUGAACUCAGUGGUCCACGUGAACUGGAGAAUAACACAGGUCCUUCUCCUGCUGUCCUCAGCUCCAGUCUGCCUGGGAUCAUGGAGAGCUUGCACGAGCCAGGUGAUUGCAUCUCCACAGAGGAACAAAACAGGCCCAACUCAACCCAGCACUCUCAAAAAGCUAAACUGUCCCCUUGUGCCGCCAAGCUCACAGAGGACCUAGGUGACAGAAUGUUGUCUUCACAGGAGAUGGUCAGCAAUGUGUCAGUAACGGGUACAGUUGCCUGUCCCAGGGAGAUGGAAGAUCCAAAUGGAGUGGAAGACACACAGGCUUGUAAAAAAUGGGUUAACAGGUUCGUGAAGCAAGUAGAGAAAGAAUUGGGCAAUGUAAGCAAAGAGCAGCAUCAUGGUGACAGUGUCACCGAGGAGGCAGACGCUGAGACAGAAGACAGUCCUGCAGCAGGCAGUGGCACUGCGAACCAGGGUGGUGCCCUGCAGUGUUCCAGAGCUCCUGCUGAAGAGGGUCUGCUGCUGGAGACUCAUGAUUCAGAAAGCAUCCGAAAGGCUCCUGGGCAAGGUGCUCUGCAGAUUGUGCCAGGAAUCAGCCCUCCUCCUGUUGAGCCAAAACUCUGGGCAAAGGCAGGUCUGCCACCAGACAAAGAGCACUGUAUGGAGGGCACGUCCGUCUCAGACCUCCAGAGCUUGUUUGACGAUGACUCCACAUUCUCUCAGCUGUUCCCCCGGGAUGACCAGUUUGUCCGGAGAAAGUGCAAACGGGUGUAUGGGAAGCGAAGCAAGAAACCCAAGCCUGUCAGUGAGGUAAACCUCCAGCCAACAGAUGCCAUCGACCUCUUCACAAUCCAAUUAGCUUCUGGCCUCAACGAAAACACUUCUCUCGAUGUCACCAGAGAAGACCCUUGUGAAUAUGAAACCAUCUCUGCUGACGAUGCCUUAAUGCUAAAUAUGAGUCACGGCAGCAAAGCAAAGAGCGGAGAUGCUGCUCUCAGUGGAUCUAAAGGCAUUGGGCCAAGGUUGGACUGUGAGAAGACUGACCAAGGAAAGGAGGACAUUGACCUGGAAGACAACAUGCUAACCUUCUUGUGCCAAAAUAGCCAAAUAGACAACAUCCCCAGCUUGAAUAUCUGGGGAAGUCUGGAGAAGGAGGGAGAAAGCCUCUCUGCCGAGGACAUGCUUGAGCCUCUGGUGGACCUUGAGGAUGAGCACUUGCUCAGAGAAGCAAGCUCCGGGCCUCCUGACCUGGCGGAGGACCCCUACAAUGGCAAAGCUGAUGAAGAUUCAGACUCUCCUGAAUUUCACACCAUAGACAUUGAAAUGCUGAAUGCAAAGCUAAAAAUGAGAGACAUGUGCUUCUUCAGCCCUUGCGAAGAUCUUCCUGGCCAUGGGGAGGACAACACUGUGAGUUUCAAGCCAAAGCCGGGCCAGCACAGCAAGCAUAGAAAUAAGCUAGACGAUGGGAAGCUGGGGAGAAACCGCAGUGAGAUAACCAUCAAAGCCAAAGACAAGCAGUACAAAUGCAAAGUCUGUUUCCAGUGGUUCCUGACAUUAGGGGAGCUGGACUUCCACAAGCUCUCCCAUAACCCUUCCCCUCCACCUACCUGUUACAUGUGUGUCCAGCGUAAAUUCAGCUCCCGGGAACAGCUGAGGGACCAUCUGAAGGAGAAGCAUGCCAAAAACAAAGCCGGUCUGUGGGCAUGUGGGAUGUGCCUGAAGGAGAUCUCUGAUGUCUGGAUGUACAACGAGCAUCUCCGGGAGCACGCCACUCAGUUCGCUCGCAAGGGGCAAGCACAGAAGUCUGUGAUGGGCCUACCAGCCUGCUUUGGUGAGGACAACGCUGCUGUCACCCACUUCCUCAACACCAUCAUGUAUCAAAAGCCCAGCAAGUCCUCCUCCCGGCAUGCCAACCCCAGCAGCAAGCAUGCGGUUAGCCGACGGAGCAAGAGCCCCAAAGAGCUGCCCAUUGAGCAGGAGGCCAAGGAGAUGAAAGAUCCCAUGGAAAGCAACAUCAAAGUGAAGCCACCUGCACCCAGCUCCUCUAAAGCAUCCAGCAGUCCAUCUCCAGAGCAUACAGCAAAAAGCGAAGGCACCUCAAAAUCUGUCCCCAUGCACCCGGACUGCAAAGAUCCUUCCAGGGACUGUCAUCACUGUGGCAAACAGUUUCCCAAGCCCUUCAAGCUCCAGCGGCACUUAGUUGUGCACAGUUUACAGAAGAUUUACUUGUGUCACAAGUGUCCCAUGUUCUACCAGGAAACUAAAGAGCUUCGAAAUCACCUCAGCCAGGAGCAUGGGAUAGUGGAGGAGCAGGAGAUCAAGCACACCACGCUUUAUGCCUGCGAGCUCUGCGCAGACGUCAUGCAUGUUAUCAAGAAGUCCUUCAUCUGUAGCAUGUGCAACUACACCUUCUCCAAGAAAGAGCAGUAUGACCGACACAUGGAGAAGCACCUAGCGGGAAGCAACAAAACUUUCAAAUUCAGAGGGGUCAUGAGGCCUGGAGUUGCCUCCAGAGAGGGCAGGGAGAAGGUGAAAGAGGACAACUCUCUCCGGGAGGGCAUGCCGCCAAGUAAGAAGAGGAAGGUUGCUCACCACAGCAGUUCACUCCCACGCAGCUUGCCCGUCCACCUGGACCACACUAGUGACCUUCACCUGGCAGAGGCUACAAGCUCCAGCCUGCAGGCUCCUACUGACUCCUUCCCUACAGCACCUGGUGACUCAGGAGCACCCCAACCUUCCGUGAAAACAGAAGACCUGGUGGGUGACUUCUCUGACCUCCUGGCAGAGAUGGAGAAAUCCCAGUUUGGCACCCUGCCUCCACCCCCCUGCCUCUCCCCAUCUUUGCCACAGGCUGCAGCAACCAGUCCAGAGCUUGGCCAUAUCACUGCCCUGUCUAUCGAAGAGUUGGAGAAAGGAGCAUUUGAUGGGAAACCACUUCCUUUCUUGGACUCACCUGAGUUUACCAUUGACCUUGCCGGCUUGGCUUGUAACCAGGCCACAGACCAAAAACUCUCCCCUCCACUCCUGACUGAGAAACGUGGCUACGCCGAUGCCCAUAAAAGAACAAGUGUAGGCAACAAAGACGAAUAUACAGCAAGUGUCCUGGAAAAUUCCAGUGCAGCCUCUGACACCGUGGAUGAGAUCCCAUUUCUCCAGCUUGCCAAGAAGGUCUCAGAGCUUUCUUCCCCUCAAGCAGAGCUUCCACCAGCCAAGGAGACCCAUAAGUGGGGCAACCCAAGUGCCAGCAAUGUCUCUUCUUGGGAAGAUGCAUCUAAGGCCACGUCUCCAGAAGCUGCACACCACCCCCUGCCCCUGAAGGACAGGACAGCAUCGCCCACUCUGAACAGGGCUGCAAAAGAUUCAGUCCCUCAGAAGAAAACCACCGGUAGCGGUAGCCAGCCUGGCGGUGAGGCUGCUCCCAGCACAGGCAGCCCCGGCAGCAGCACCAAGGAGGGUCAGGAACAUGUGGGGCGGGAGAAAGCCAUGCCUGAGGCUAAGGACAGUAGAGCUAACACCAAGGACCAAGGCGGCAACCCAAGCAAAUCCCCCGGCCACCAGCCCAGAGGUGAGGUGGCCAGCAAUGCCAUGAGACACAGCCACGUGGAACCAAGCAAAGCCACUGGCAAGCUUCACCCCAAAAGGAGGAAAGAGCACAAGUCCUUGAGCCAUCGAAGCAGCUCCGGCUCCCGGGAGAACAUGGAGGGAGAUGGGAAAAAGAAGAAAGCACGGAAUCCAUGCCCAGGGAGAAGCGAGAGUGCCGGCAACCUCAAACGCACUGGCUGGAGCAACGCCGAAGCUUCUGCCCUCUCCCCCAGGAGAAGGGAGACACACUGCAACAAACUGGUACCCAAGCCCAAAACAGGCACCCAACUGAAGAAGAUGGUCCUGGACACUUACGAUCAGAAGAAGGGAGAGCUCCAUCAUUCCAAUGGGGACGUGAAACGCAGGAAGGCCAUUCUGGGAAAGAGCCUCCACCAAGUGUUGGCCAAGGGGCCAGCGACAUCCCCACGCGGCUCCUUGCACAGCCCGCGUGCCGUCCGGGGUGCCAAGCCGGCCAGCUCGGCCAGCUACCGCACCGCCGAGUCCCAGAACAACCUGCUAAGCCAACUCUUUGGGCAAAAAUUAACUAGCUUUAAAAUUCCUUUAAGAAGAGAUACUUCAGAGUAAUUUAUGAAAGUGACUUAUAGUGAUCCUCAGCUGCUUUCAUGGGGUUUGCAAGGGAAAAAUUAUCAAAGCAUUAAAUUCGUUUGUGUAGCAUGAUUUCUCUGUCUAGCUUAAAUGAACUUGCACUGCAGCCUCUGUGAAAUAGUUUGCUUUGUGUCUACUAAUCUACUUUAAUUCACCUGAUUUAUCAUGCAAAUGCUAGAACUUUGAUGUUGCUGAUGAUUUUCAUGAACUGAAAUUGUAAUCGCUUUGGGCAGACUGAGUCGUCGAGAGCAAUUGCUUUAUUGCAGAAGUGCUGAGGUUAUAAGGAUACUUGCAAAUCUCAGACCCUUUUGAGACUGUGUCUGUGUUAUCUUUGUACAAAGUACUUGAAGAGAUGAACUUCAUUCCAUAGACGUCUUAUUCAUAAGGUGCAGUACACUGUAGAAAGCAAAUUUUUUUUGAAGAUUUUGCACAAAUAAUCCCGUACGAUUCAUUUAAUUGGGAGCUGGCCUAAGAGAUGAUACAAUUCAAAAAAAUAUAUUAAAUUAAGAAUCGAGUGUCCUAUAUUUUGACAGCCAUCCGCUAUGAAUUUGUUUCUACAUCGUCAAGAGAAUAACGAACCGACUCUAAGGCUGUCGGAACCCUUCAGAGGAUGCUGCCACUCUUUGACCACUGUAGACGAUGGAACCGGAGGAGAGCGGCCACCGCGAGCAAACUGCACCUUGACACUUGUGACAAACUCUGAUUUUUUUUAGUGGGGUUUUUGUGUGUAUGUGUGUGUGUUUUCUUUAUGUGGGGUUUUAUUUUUUGCGCAACAACAAAACUGUGCCAAUUUACCACACCGAACCGGUACUGUCCGAGUGCCCUCAAUGGUAUCACUUCUAAACUAUCUUACUGUAUUGAGUUAGUGGCUAUAUAGGUAUCCGCUUUUUACUAUGCAGUUACUGGUGCUAUUCUUGUUUUGUAAUGUGAAUACAGACUUCCUUGAUUGAAAAAUAAAAGGGAACCAUUAGGAAGUAGCCAUUACCUGUAAAAGAAAAAGAAGCAGGAAAAAAAAAAUCUUAUAAAAACCCAACUUUAGAGGGGGAAAAAAUCCUGUAUGCUGGUACUCCAUAGUGUCAAAAGGUUACGUCACAUUAAACGAGCACGUCUUACAACUGAACUUUUGAAUCUAGAAAGAAAUCUCAGGUGCAAAUGAGGACAUGGAAGAUAAUUAAAAAUACUAUUGAAAUACUCCCAAGUCAAGGAGGUGAAGUAAUGCACUGAUGUGAUAUGAACAGUCAGAGUACUUUGCGUCUGUCCUGCAAUUAUUUUUUGUUUUGUUUUAGAUUUAAAAGGAAAAAAAAAAAAGAGGCUUUAUUCUGUUAAUAUGUAUCUUUACAAUCCUUUGUAUUGUAUAAAAAUAUUGUAGGUAAUUUACCUUGGGUGCAAUGUGUUCUGUCAAAAGUUUUUAUUUUGAUAUUUUGUCAGAGAAACAGAGAGAGAGCAGGAAACGCCAUUUUAUGAUGUUGUAUGUGUGCUUUUAAAGUGCCUCUUUAAUAUUGUUAAAUAAAGUAUGAGAUGAAAAUA
This is a messenger RNA of Cuculus canorus (common cuckoo), 15633 nucleotides long. It is a transcript of the gene ZNF469, whose product is annotated as zinc finger protein 469. Bases 1345 to 14085 code for a protein of 4246 amino acids. The transcript has 9 exons. NCBI's taxonomy places the organism in Eukaryota, Metazoa, Chordata, Aves, Cuculiformes, Cuculidae. The record is from RefSeq and is a predicted model, not a curated record.